Messenger RNA from Gadus macrocephalus (Pacific cod), 1169 nucleotides. RefSeq lists its product as uncharacterized. The transcript has 3 exons. The coding region runs from base 154 to 924 and encodes 256 amino acids. The record is from RefSeq and is a predicted model, not a curated record. NCBI's taxonomy places the organism in Eukaryota, Metazoa, Chordata, Actinopteri, Gadiformes, Gadidae. Gene Ontology annotation, biological process: response to bacterium.
CUACACCUCACAGAAAGCUAACUGGAUCAUUGGCUUGCCUCAUCUAGAGCUUCUAAGUUCCAGCCAAUCACAGUGGUCCCAGGAAAUGUAAAUGUUAGUCUAAAUUGAGAAUCAUUCACUUCAGUUAGUCCAGCGUUGGUUCAGCAUCAAACUAUGACAAUGUUUUUAGCAAUGACGAUUCUGCGUACUGCAUUGCUGAUUCAAACCCAAGAGGAUCCUGAAUCACUCUAUUUGAAAGAAGCUAAACUUGGAGAUACUGUCACUCUGGAUUGUACACUUUUGAAAGACCGGAAUAUUAAUGAAGGGAUGAUCUGGUUUAAGCAAUCUCUGGGAUAUAAUCCCCAAAUGGUAGCUAACAGAAGUUAUGGAUCAAAUAAGAUUAAACCGUCCUUUACGUCGAGGGUCACAGUAGGAGAAGGAAGUAACUUCAAUUUGACAAUCAGCAACGUUCAAAAAGAGGAUGAAGCAAAUUAUUUCUGUAAUCAAAAAAGACAACGUGAAGACAUUUGGAUUAUUGGCGUUUUCCUGACUGUCAAAGAUCCCAGUGACCAGAGGUUUGUCUCCCAGACUGUGGUCCAACAGCCUGUGUCUGCAUCAGCUCAGCUGGGAGACCCUGUGGCUCUCCAGUGCUCUAUUACCUCCCAGAGGACGGACCACAGUAACCAGUGCCAAGGGGAACCCAGUGUGUACUGGUUCAGAUCAGGACCAUCUCACCCUGCUGCCAUUUACAUGAAUGGGAACAGGACUGGUGAAUGUCAGAAUAGUUCUGGGCCUUCGUCUGCUCCACAGAGCUGUGUCUACACUCUCCCCAAGAACAAUGUAGACUCCUCUGAUGCUGGGACUUACUACUGUGCCCUGGCAGCAUGCGGGGAAGUUGUGUUUGGAAAUGGAACUAAACUGGACCUAACAGGUCAAUAUAUUUGACUUCUUACCUCGAGAAUAUUUCUUUUUUUAUAAUACUUGUUUAAGCGAUAACUUUUAAUUAUGAUAGAAUUAUAAUAUUGUGUACGAUAUUGGUUAUUUAUUUGCUUGACAAUGAAUCUCAAUGUUUUUCUCAAUUUAACAUUAUGGAAAUAAUGUACUUUUUUUCUGAAAAACUUUUUCAUGAAGAUCCCUUUCCUUUAUAUGAUGUGUAAUUGGGUAAUUGUGUAAUUGUUUAUAGAAGUUAC